AUGCCCGAGCGUCCCGUUCAUGAGUCCUCGACGGCUCUCGAUCCCGCCGACCAGCAACCCAUCCGCGCCUUAAACCGGACACCCAAACCAUACCAUCACCAGAGCGCAGAGCUGCCACAUCCUGCCGACCGCUUCGUCGUAAGGGACGAAACCCCUGACGCGAACAAUGCCGAAGCCCCUUCGUCGUCGUCGAUGAGCUUCGGCGCAUUCUCAAAGGACUCGUCUCCUGCCAGUGAUAGUGGCACCGAGGCCGACGACGAGCACUUCCUCAAGGGGCUCCCUGCGCCCAAAGUCAGGCUCCAUAAAGGCCUGCGCGGGCACAACGAAUUUCCGUCAGGAGUGUCGACCCCGCUGGCGACCCCCGCCGCUGUCGAAGAUGACCCAGCGCAAGCCGUCGAAAAGGACCUCGUUGCUCAACAGCGCUCCGUCAAGCGCCACAUCCUAGACGCCGCGCGUCGGAACAAGGUGCUGGUGCGUCGAGCGACCGAAGCAUGCUUGGUGGCUGCCCUAGGAUGCAUGGUUGGGGCGAAUCCUCGAGUCUCUCCUUUGAUGAGCGUCUGGCGCAGAGACUUCCACUUCCUCAACCUACUUGUCGCAACCCUGCUCGCACUCUAUCCCUUGCGUGCAACACUGUGGGCGCAUCGGCACCGUCAGCCGUCCCGGGCGCUGGCGUUCAAACUCCCUUCCGACUUCGACCCUGCCCCGUUACUGUAUCCACCCACAAUCACCAUCUUCACGUCGCUUCUGGUUUCCACCAGCAACCCGGCCGCCGUGCUCCCGAGCAUCGUCCUGAGCAUAUGCGCAAUCCCGCAGUCCUUGAUACCGACCAUCGGUCUCUUCGCGUCUUUCGAUGCCAUUCACUGGGCGCUCUCGUGCCUUCCCUUGAUAUGGCGACCAUUCAGGCCAAAGCCUCACGGUGUUUUGUUGGAAGAGACACUCGUCCUGCUCUAUCCUCUGCAUCAGACGCUGUGCAAUGUCCUACGCCAUCUCACGACCACGAGUCUUCUGGAGGCUGAGCUUCAGCUGCUGUCUAUCGCACUGAUCAGCGUUCUGGUCUUGGCAGCCUCGCCUCAAGUCCAAGUUCUGAAGGCCCUGCUUUGGGUCGGGGGGCUUUCUACGCUUGUGAUUUGCGGUCCGGUCAUCAAAUUGGGCAUUCGGUUAGCACGAGUACCCAAGUGGCGAUUUCGAAGACCCUUUGAUUCUCAACAGCACCAAUCCUGGAAGCCUCUGCGCGCACUACUCCCUUGGCGUAGCAAAAAGCAAGAGUCGCCAGGCCAAGCCGCAAACGGCGACUGCCAUGACAGUAAUGACUCGGCCAGGGAGGAGGACGGGUACUCUACAUUCCGCGGGCCCUUAAGAAUACGGACACUGGGGUCCAACACUGAUUUGGGCGAGAUUUCUCCUUUGUUAUCCAAGGCCAAUGGAGAACCGGACUUGGGCCUCGCGCGGAGACGCACUGUGUCGCAUAUCGACAUGCUGCAGCCCAAAAGUCUCACCCAUACUGCUUCUGGGAGAAGGAAGCGGGCAUUUUCAAGCUCGCUUCGGCCGUUCUUGAAGCUUACACAGGCCCAGGCAACUCUGAGGACAUGGCUGUACGCGCUGUACGUUUAUGUUUGCUUGUUGGCAAUAAUCCUCAUCGGCGUCCGCGCCUACGUCCAGGAAUAUGCCCUCGGAGGCAACGAGCCCAUAGGGUGGGCUCUAGGCUAUGUAUUAGGCGACUGGCCGUGGUUUCGGUUCCAAGUCGUCAAAGCCAAUCUCGAGCGAUGGGUUUGCUUACCUGAACGUUCGGAGUCGGCGGACGGACGGCACUGCACCAUGGGAUGGGUACAACACCUUCGCCACGACGAAUUUGGCGAGGCAAACUCGAGGCUCAUCCUCAGCGGCUACUGGCUUCUUAUUCUCGUCGUCGGCCUGGUCAUCGUGUUUCGGCUCAAGGAGACGUACGAGGUUGACACGAGGAGGAAGGUUUUCCACUUCAUGAUGGUCGGCAUGUUCCUUCCGGGGACCUUUGUCGAUCCCGCCUUUGCUGCCUUGGGCUUGGUUUUGGCUCUGGCUGUUUUCCUCAUCCUUGAUCUCCUGAGAGCGAGCCAGCUGCCGCCCCUGUCGAAGCCCAUCGCGACUUUCCUGGCCCCCUAUGUGGACGGGAGAGACUUCCGCGGCCCCGUCGUCAUUUCUCACAUAUUUCUGUUGAUCGGGUGCGCCAUUCCUCUUUGGGAGGUGAGCAUGGUGUCCGGUGUCAUCUGCGUCGGCCUCGGCGAUGCGGCCGCCUCCCUCAUCGGGCGGCGCUACGGCCACCGCAAGUGGCUCUGGGGCGGCGGCAAGAGCCUCGAGGGAAGCGUCGCGUUUGCGGCCGCCGUCUUCGCGGGCCUGGCGGCCGCGAGUGCUUGGCUGCGGUUGGGCGGCUGGCCGACGACCGACGAGCCCAUGGGCCCGCUGGUGAGUGCCCGAAACGCCGGCGUCUGCGCGUCGAUGGCGAGCCUUACCGAGGCCGUCUUGACGGGCGGCAACGACAACGUCAUUGUUCCCGUCGUCCUCUGGACGUGUGUCAAGAGCCUGGGAGUAUAG
Hirsutella rhossiliensis is the source of this 2565-nucleotide messenger RNA. Its product is annotated as phosphatidate cytidylyltransferase. Gene Ontology annotation, biological process: dolichyl monophosphate biosynthetic process. The record is from RefSeq and is a predicted model, not a curated record. Gene Ontology annotation, molecular function: dolichol kinase activity. Lineage: Eukaryota; Fungi; Ascomycota; Sordariomycetes; Hypocreales; Ophiocordycipitaceae. Gene Ontology annotation, cellular component: endoplasmic reticulum membrane. The transcript has 3 exons. The coding region runs from base 1 to 2565 and encodes 854 amino acids.